Messenger RNA from Aphidius gifuensis, 4049 nucleotides. It is a transcript of the gene Pp2C1, whose product is annotated as probable GPI-anchored adhesin-like protein PGA55. Gene Ontology annotation, molecular function: cation binding; mitogen-activated protein kinase binding; protein serine/threonine phosphatase activity. Bases 332 to 3322 code for a protein of 996 amino acids. The transcript has 3 exons. The record is from RefSeq and is a predicted model, not a curated record. Gene Ontology annotation, cellular component: cytosol; nucleus. NCBI's taxonomy places the organism in Eukaryota, Metazoa, Arthropoda, Insecta, Hymenoptera, Braconidae. Gene Ontology annotation, biological process: protein dephosphorylation.
ACAUACAGUUUAAUGUGAGAUUUCCGUUUCUUAGUCACUCUGAGUCUCUCUCAUUUUGUUCGGUCUGAACGUGUUAAAAUACGUGCACGUCAUUAUAAAAACAAAAUAUUUAUAUAUUCAUUGUAAAUAUUAUUUAGUUGGUCAAUUUAUAUUAUAUUUUAAAAGCUGUAAUAAUUUUUGAUUAAUAUUUUGUGUUUUUUUUUUGUGAUUAAAUGUGGCCACCAAAUGGGUGAAAGGUGUGCCAAGUGAUAGACAUAUUAUUAUUUUGUUUUUUUAUAUAUAUUAAAAAUUAAAAAUUAAUUAGUUAAAUAAAUAAUAAAAAAAAUAAAUAAUGCCACUAAGUAUAAAAGUUAACCUUCGGGUUACUGGACAUUGUAAUCAAGGUGGAAGAAAAUAUAUGGAGGAUAUGUUUAGUGUUGCUUAUCAACAAACAUCAGAUGACAAAGAUUUGGAGUAUGCAUUUUUUGGUAUAUUUGAUGGUCAUGGAGGUGGUGAAGCAGCAACAUUUGCCAAGGAACAUCUUAUGGAUAUUAUUGUUAAACAAAAAAAUUUUUGGAGUGACAAGGAUGAGGAUGUAUUAAGAGCAAUACGUGAUGGAUACGUUAACACACAUUAUGCUAUGUGGCGUGAACUUGAAAAAUGGCCAAGAACAGCAUCAGGAUUACCAUCAACAGCUGGUACAACAGCAAGUAUUGCAUUUAUAAGAAAAGGAAAAAUAUAUAUUGGUCAUGUUGGUGAUUCAGGAAUAAUAUUAGGAUAUCAAGAGGAUGGUGAUCCACAAUGGAAAGCAAGACCAUUGACAAAAGAUCAUAAGCCAGAAUCUAUUGCUGAAAUAUCAAGAAUACAAGAAUCUGGUGGUAAAGUUAUUAGUAAAUCUGGUGUACCAAGAGUUGUAUGGAAUAGACCAAGAAUUGGACAUAAAGGACCAGUUAGAAGAUCAACACAUAUUGAUGAAAUUCCAUUUCUAGCUGUUGCCAGAUCACUUGGUGAUUUGUGGAGUUAUAAUUCUGAGCUUGAUACAUUUGUUGUAUCACCAGAACCUGAUGUUAAAGUUGUUACAGUUGAUGUUAAAUCACAUCGUUGUUUAAUAUUUGGUACAGAUGGUCUUUGGAAUAUGUUAACACCUCAAGGUGCUGUAUCAAUUGUUCAAGCUGCUGAAAGACAUAAUGAAAAACAUUUUAUUGCUUCACAACAAACUGGAACUGGUACUGAUCAACAAAUGUGGAUUAAUCCAUCAAAAAGUCUUGUUGAUCGUGCAUUAGAAAAAUGGUCAUCAACACGUUUACGUGCUGAUAAUACAAGUGUUGUAACACUUAUGUUAGAUCCACCAGGACCAUCAAGAGGUGAAGUUUUAAUGAAUAGAAAAAAAGAAAAUAUAUCAACUCAAAAAUGUGUUACAGUACCAAUUCCAUCUUCAUCAUUAGUUUAUCAAACAGUUACAGCACAAAAUGAAGAAUUUAAUAAAAUUCCAGUUAUUCAUGAAGCUGAACCUAUUGUUGAGAAAGAACCAAUUAUAAUAUCACCACAAAUUAAUCAGCCACAAUUACCAAUUGCUGCUAGUGAUAUUAUUCAACCAGAUCAACCAGAUCAACCAGCUGUUUGUGAAAAUAAUAACUCUGAAAUAAUUAAUGAAAAAAUUGACAAUAUUUCUAUAGAUAAAAAUACAAUUGACGUAGAAAUUGAAAAAAUACCUGAAGUUUUAACAGAUCCAGUUGAAUCUUUUGAUGAAACAACAACCACAACAACAACAAGUGAUAUAUCAGAAAAUAUACAAGAUCCAGAAAUAUCAUCAAGUGAUUUAGUUAAUUGUGAAAUUGAAAAUAAUAAUAAAAUAAUAAUUGAGGAUAAAAUAAAUGAACCUGUGAUAGUAGUGAGUGAAAAACCAGAUAGUCCAACUAAAAAUCCAAAUGAAAUUCCAACAAAUGAGAGUACAAUUGAAAAUUUAUCACCUCCAUCAUUAAUAUUAUCUCCAGAAAAACCAAAAACAGUACUAGAUAAAUCUAUAAAUGACUGUGAUAAAUUUAAAUUACCAUUAUCAAAACUUGAUACUCAGCCAAAUAAUAAAUCACCAAGUGAAUCACGUAAACGUUCAACAAUCAAUAAUUCUGAUACAUCAAAUAUUGUUAAAAUAUCAACAUCAAAAACUGAAUUACGCAGUGCCAAAAGACGUCUAAGUAUAAAUUCAACACAAUCACAAAUUAUGCCAGCAACAUCAUCACAAGAACAACAACAACAAUUAAUAACAUCACAAUCAACAAUUGAAUCAAGACUUAAAAAUUCAACAAAAGAUAUAUCUGAAACAACAGCAACAACCACAACAACAACUACCACUACUACAACAACAACUACAACAAUAAUUGAUGAAUCAAUAACAUCAAAAAGACGACACAGUUCAACACUAGAUGAACAAGAAGAAAAAGAAACAAUUUCCGAAGAACCAUUAACAAAACGUAGAACGCGUUCAGAGGAUCAAAGAUGUCCACCAACUGAUGAAAAUAAUCCAAUAAAUAAAGACAAAAAAAAUCAUGACACAUAUCGUUUACGUUGGCCAAGUCAUCAAUCAUCAUUAUCACAAAAAACACGUAAAAGUACACCAAGUACAUCAUGUACAUAUAAUAAUAAUAAUAAUAAAACAAUUAAAGAUAAUAAUAAUGAUAAAAUACCAUCACCAACAUCAUCAUUUCAACGUAGAAGUCUUGAGAAAAAAGCAACACCAGUUAAAACAAUAAGACGUCCAUCAAUAAAUGGCUCAAAUAAAGUACAAUUAAGAGGUAAUUUUACAUUGAGAGAUUGGGAUCAGUCAAAAACAUCAAGAAGAUCAUGUCCAGAACGUUCAAGACAUAAUCGUACAAUACAAAUUGAUCAACAAUUAUUAACAACAACAACAACACCACAAAGAUGGCUAAGAUCAGAUACAAUUGCAGCAACACCAAUUAAAACAUUACGUUCAAGAAAUGUUGAUAUAGCUGGUCAUACUGUACCACCACAAAUUGCUCAUCAAUAUGGUAUUGUUAAACAAAAUCGUAUUGCUGCAUUAUCUGGUAAAAUUAAAUUAACUGGUACAAAUAAAAUUAAAACACAAUCAAUUGUGUCUUCAUCGUCUUCAUCUUUACCAUCAACAUCAACAACUUCCUCAUCAUCAUCAUCAUCAUCAUCAACAUCACAAAUUAUUAAUGGUAAAUUAAAAACAAAUAAUGUUAUUGGAUCUUCUUCAUCGUCAAAUGCUAGUCCUAGUAUUGCCAAGAGGGUCAAAUCUAUUCCAUAUAAUCCUAGUGCUAGAUCACUUGGUACUCGUUCUCGUCUUAAACGUCUUGGAAAAUAACAAAAUUUAUUAGUCAUUAAUUUGUCUUUUUCUUUUUUUUUAAAUAUUUUUUUAUUUUAACAAAAAAACAAUGUCUAUAUUUUCGUUUUUUUGUAUUCUUUACUUUAUAAAAAAUAUUCAUAAUAUUUCUAAACAAUUUUUUUUGUUUUUUUCGUUUUCGUUUUUUUCGUCAAAUAAAAAAAACAAAUUAUAGAAGACUAUACUCGUAAAAUAUAAUAUUAGAAAUCUGAUAUAAUUAAUUAAUUUUUUUUUUUUUUUUUUUUUAAUAUUUUUGAGCACAGUUUUAUCAUACUUCCAAGAGAAAAAUUUAAAAUACUUCCCUCACUUGUUAUACGUUAUUUGAUGGGACACACAUCAAAAUAAUCAUUUUUUUUUUUUCUUAAAGUUCAUUUGUUAAUUUUACUUAACACACAAUGUAUCUACUCCAUGUAGAUAAUUAUUGUUUUUUUUGUUUCGAAUAAGUUGUCUAUUUCUAAAUAACAAAAGCGAAAAAAAUCUAAAAAAAUUUUUACUAUGUGACACACAGAUAAAUCAUUUGUAAAGAAAAAAAAAAAAAACAAACAAUAAAUUCUAUUAUUAUUAUUAUUAAUUAUUAUUAUAUUUAAGAAAUUGUGCCUAUUAAGUUACCAAGCUAUGAGCACGAUGAACAAAAGCUCGUAAUGAAUUUUAAAAAAUUAUGAAAAAAAAAAAAAAAAACCAAGUGUUGACGAUUAGAGUUAUAUCUCAA